This is a messenger RNA of Caenorhabditis briggsae, 357 nucleotides long. It is a transcript of the gene Cbr-nola-3, whose product is annotated as Protein CBR-NOLA-3. NCBI's taxonomy places the organism in Eukaryota, Metazoa, Nematoda, Chromadorea, Rhabditida, Rhabditidae. The record is from RefSeq and is a predicted model, not a curated record. The transcript is spliced from 3 exons. Bases 1 to 357 code for a protein of 118 amino acids. Gene Ontology annotation, cellular component: box H/ACA telomerase RNP complex; box H/ACA snoRNP complex. Gene Ontology annotation, biological process: ribosome biogenesis; snRNA pseudouridine synthesis; rRNA pseudouridine synthesis. Gene Ontology annotation, molecular function: box H/ACA snoRNA binding; telomerase RNA binding.
AUGUUCCUGAGAUACUACUUGGACGAGAAUCAGCAAAGAGUCUACACUUUGAAGAGAACUGCUCCAUCUGGUCUCCAAACGCUGACUGCUCACCCAGCUCGUUUCUCUCCAGAGGACAAGAAUUCCAAGUACCGUGUCAUCAUCAAGAAACGCUUUGGACUUCUCCCAACUCAGAAGGCUAAGACAGUCGGAAUUCUUUACACAGUUCGGUACUACGUUUUGUUUUUCAGAUCUCUCGUCGCCGUAUCAUCGUUUCAUUCGUUCUUUUCUUCGUUGGCUGGAAAGCUUUUGGCUAUACUCUCAACGACAUGUUCCUUUGGACUGUCGAUGAGCAAACUAUGCAAGGCCGUUUCUUAA